This is a messenger RNA of Necator americanus (New World hookworm), 489 nucleotides long. RefSeq lists its product as uncharacterized. Lineage: Eukaryota; Metazoa; Nematoda; Chromadorea; Rhabditida; Ancylostomatidae. The record is from RefSeq and is a predicted model, not a curated record. The transcript is spliced from 4 exons. The coding region runs from base 1 to 489 and encodes 162 amino acids.
AUGUAUAAAAAUGAGAAAUCAAUGACACGCGAGGACAAAGAAAAUUCCCAAGGAAAAGGAGCGCUUCGCACCGAUGGAGUAACGUUCGUUCGCCUACUUGAUGACAUUUAUCAACAAACAACUGCUGCAGUGCUAACAACAGCCGAAUGUACAACAACGUUUGAAGUGGUAACUGAACGCCAUCACGAGUACGCCAACGAUGUUGUUAUAUUGGCGGAAAGCAGCGCGAUACUUCAACAUGUUGUCGGCCUUGUAUCUAAGCUAGCUGCAGCCUAUGGACUACUUAUACGCCUCGAUAAAUGCAAGGAGAUGUGGAUCUCAUCGAAACCUCGAACGGGAACCAGGAUGGACGGAGAACCGAUCGAACUUGUCGAUGAGUUCUGUUAUCUGGGAUGUAUGCUGAAGAACAACGACAGUUACGAGAAAGAUAUUCAGCAAGGAUGCGAUAAGGCCACUCCUGCAUUUAACUCCUUAACGAAAUGCUUGUAG